AAAACGUUAAACGUCUGCAGCGGAAUUUCAAUUUCAAAAUUUAAAUAACGCCGUUUUGUCGACGUGAAUGUGUUUCAAUCAAUAACACUUUUAAUUUAAUUGCUAUUACGUUUGUUGUGAUAGUAUUUCUAUUUUUUUUGGGUUUGGUUUGUUUGAUUUUUUUUUUUUGGAAUUUACCGCCAAAAUGCAACGAGUGCAACUGAGCAGCGUCCUGUUCCUGGCAAUAGUUGCCUGUGGACACGCCCUUGCGGUGGGCUCACCCGAGUGUCCGGAGAAAUACGGAGAACAGGCGUAUGCGCAUACGGAGAAUUGUGAUCAGUUCUUCCUCUGCACCAACGGCACUUUGACCCUGGAGACCUGUGAGAACGGCCUGCUCUUCGAUGGCAAGGGAGCGGUACACAAUCACUGCAACUACAAUUGGGCUGUGGACUGCAAGGGCCGUCAGUGGGAUCCCACGCCCAUUUCGACGCCUGGCUGCGAGUAUCAGUUUGGUUUAUACGCCGUAUCUAAGGAUUGCUCCACCACGUACAUCAAGUGUGCCCACGGGGAACCCCACGAACAGGAUUGUGAUGCUGGAUUGGCUUACGAUGAGCGCAUUCACGGCUGCAAUUGGCCCGAUCAACUCUUGGAUCACUGCAAUCCCGAGGCUGUUGUGGGCUUCAAGUGUCCAACGAAAGUGGAUCCCAAUUCGGUUGCCGCUCGCUUCUGGCCCUUCCCCCGCUUCCCCGUCGCCGGCGACUGUCAUCGUCUGAUCACCUGCGUCGAGGGUUAUCCCCGUCUCAUCAGCUGUGGCGAGGACAAAGUCUUCGAUGAGCACUCGCUGACCUGUGAGGAACCUGAGUACGCCAGCGGCGGUUGCGCCAACUAUGGCAAAUAGAAUCCACACACCAAUACACACACACACACACAAUUGUACAUAUGUAUGUAAAGCUGCUUGAGUCUUGCUCAAAACUCACUUCAGCUCUCUUUCUCCCUUUUACUCUCACUCUCACGUUCUCUCUCCCGCUCGCAUUUGUGACCGUUACUAAUUCUUAGAGUUGUGUCGUUUAGUUCCGAACAAAUAAACGCAUCAUUCAAUUGAACAAGGGAACUUGUUCAGCCAAUCGCCAACUCUAUUCUAAUUCUCUCUACUCUUUGUUUUUAACACUGUUUAACAUAACUUGUAUAUGAACUAUAUAUAUUUUUUUUUUUUUAUCAAUUUUGUUAAUUUCACAAACUGAGCACUAAAUGCAAUAAACGGAAAAUUUAUUUAUUGUAAUAAUAUUUUGAGUGAACA
Drosophila innubila is the source of this 1276-nucleotide messenger RNA. Its product is annotated as protein obstructor-E. Lineage: Eukaryota; Metazoa; Arthropoda; Insecta; Diptera; Drosophilidae. The record is from RefSeq and is a predicted model, not a curated record. Bases 185 to 877 code for a protein of 230 amino acids. Gene Ontology annotation, molecular function: chitin binding. The transcript is spliced from 4 exons. Gene Ontology annotation, cellular component: extracellular region.